Molecule: messenger RNA, 1185 nt
Organism: Symbiodinium sp. CCMP2456
Lineage: Eukaryota; Dinophyceae; Suessiales; Symbiodiniaceae
Source: the annotation of a GenBank genome assembly
AUGCCAAUGCUGUCUCCCGUAAGGGAUGGCAAAACGGGGACUUUGUCUCAAGUCCAAGCCUGCCAGCGGCAAGUGUCUGAGCUCCGGGCUAGCCUAUCCUUGCUGGCAGAGCGAUGUGGCUGCCUGGAAGACGUGCACAAGGGAGCGAUUGAGAGGCUGAGAGUUUUCGGUUCACCGAAGCCUGGAGCUACGCUGGAGCAGCUGAAGAAGCAAUCGAUGGCCAAAGUCAAAGCUUUGCAAAGCCGCCAUGGUGAGCUGAUGAGCAAGCUGCAGGAGGAGCUGUCACUGUCGUGCGAGAGGUCAGAGCCGACGCCAAUGACCGAGAAGCUGAAGACACCUGCAGUGCUGAAAGGUGCAGCCGGUGUCCCAAGCCCUGACCUUGCAAAGCCAGACACUGUCAAUGGUGCAGGCGUUGCUGCCCCACUGACCCUUGAGAGCGAGAAUGGUCAUGAACAGGCGGAUGUUUCGUCUGUUACUGUCAUGCCCAUCGACGGGCGCUUCCAUGACAUUCAGGCCAAGUCCGCUCCAGACCGACUCACCGCACAGGGUCUUCCAAUGGCUCGCAGCUUUCCGGGAGCGGAGCCUUGCUUGAGAGUGCGAGGGCCCCCUUUGCCUCCGUCGGAUCGUGUCGAGGAAAUUCGCCGGAGAGCGGCCGAAAUCGAAAAAGGGAAGCGGGCGUCUGCGGCUCUGUCUUCAGCAGAGACGCCAGUCACCCCGCGCGUCCCGGAAACUGAUGCGUCGCGAUCACCGAUAAGUGAUGUAUGGGCGAGGUUCCACCCAUCACGAGGAGGUGACUCGGGCUUGCUUCUGCCUAUGGCUGCUCCAGGCGAAGCACCUAAUACCAAUGCAUCCGUCAGCAUCCAGGAGCCAACAACGUUCCCUUCAGCGACUGCGGCAAGUUGCAAUGGCAACUUGAACAAUCCAUUUGGCUACGCUCAGUCACGGGUCUUCCCAAACGGACCUGUGCCAGUGGCGCCACUACCACCAGCACCACCUGCUGGUUUUCGUUCUGUUUACCCACCUGGAGUGCACAUGCCAGGGCUGCCCGGGCACUGUCCGAUGCCUCUUCCAGCAUUUCCUCUUGGAGGAUCUUGCCCUCCGAGUCCUGUGCCGGAUCUGAUGGGACUGAGUUCGCUCCAUGCGUCCACUCUACCUUCGCCGUGGUCGAGCUUCCCGCCCCAGUGA